GCCCAAAAAGCAAUAUCGAUUCAUCGGGACAAUCUUUGGAAAAACCAUAGCAACUUAAACAUUAUAAGCGUUAGUCCUGUGAUAUACCGGAACAAUGGUGCAGACAUCAUCAAUAAAACAUGUAUCGUACUACAAUGUAGUACAAAAGGUGUAGUACCACUGGGAGAACCUGAGUUCCCAACGCAGUUAUACAUAGGAGAGGACGAUUCGAUAGAUGUUGAUGUGCAUGAAGGCUAUUUCAAACGUGGUGGAUAUAGUUCACUUCCAAGUAUUGUCUACCAUACCAGUCUCAAAAUGGGUUGUAAUAUUGGACGACUCACCCCAGAGUAUGAUACACAGGGAAAUCUCCUCCAAAAUCUUGGUGGCACACAAGGUCCAUUUGUUGAGUUCAAUAACAAGAUUGGCUUUUUUACUUGCGCUCACGUACUGUUUGAUAUUCCUAUGACAACACAAUCUGUGGAUUUCCAACAUCAUGGGAACACUAAAAUUGAAGUCGUACAACCUUCCAUUGAUGCAACAACGUCCAAUGGUGUAGCAUGUGGACAUGUUUUCAGAGCAAUUUUUAAUCCACAACUGGAUCCAAGCAUUGAUGUCGCUGUCGUUGAAUUGACUGACUUAAAUAGGGUCCCCAGAAAAGGCCAAUUCUCCAACGCUAACCGCAGUAGCUAUACAGAUGCAGGGUUCGACGAACUUCCCGAGUACAACAGUGGAUCCAUUCAGAUUGAUUUGAAACAUUUCUGUACAACGCAUACAGUGUUCAAAUUUGGCAGCUCCAGUGACGUCACCAGGGGAACACUUGACGUGUGUGGAGUGGAUGUAAGACCGAUGACAACAACGCUUGGUUUGCCUAGAGGUACAGGAAAGAUCCAAAUGAUCAACCAGUAUCAAGUGUGCGGUUCCGCUCCAAGCAUGACUUUUUUCCUGAACGGUGAUUCGGGUUCAGCGGUGUUUAUGAGAACGCCUGGAACCAAUGUUAUGCACUUAAUCGGAAUGGCUAUAGGAUGUACGUAUGUGGGUACAAACCCAUUCCCAGCAGCAGUUGUUACACCUAUUAAUGCUAUAUUGAGGGCGCUAGGGCCACACUAUUGCAUUGCCUCGUUUCCGUGAUUAUAGUGCUACAACAGUCCUUCCUGCAAUUUGUUUUGUUAGAAAAAUAAAUCACAUUCUAAUCAAUAUUCAUUCGUUACAUUUUGUAAGUGUUUUACCGCAUACUACCAAAUUGAACAAUCUAUGUUUCCUUCGAGUUUAUGUGGAAUAUAUCAUACCACGGUUGUAAACUGUAAGUUAUUUACAGUGUAAGUUAGAAAUUACAGUCUUUGUAACUUAUCUACAGUUUAUGUAUGUAAUCUACAGUUUAUGUAUGUAAUCUACAGUUUGUGUAUGUAAUCUACAGUUUGUGUAUGUUAUCUACAGUUUGUGUAUGUAAUCUUCAUUUUGUGUAUGUAAUCUACAGUUUGUGUAUGUAAUCUACAGUUUGUGUAUGUAAUCUACAGUUGUUUAUGUAAUCUACAACUAGUGUACGUAAUCUACAACUUGUGUAUGUAAUCUACAGUUUGUGUAUGUAAUCUAAAGUUUGUGUAUGUAAUAUACAGUUUGUGUAUGUAAUCUACAGUUUGUGUAUGUAAUCUACAGUUUGUCUAUGUAAUUUACAGUUUGUCUAUGUAAUCUACAGUUUGUGUAUGUAAUCUACAGUUUGUGUAUAUAAUCUACAGUUUGUGUAUAUAAUCUACAGUUUGUGUAUGUAAUCUACAGUUUGUGUAUGUAAUCUACAGUUUGUGUACGUAAUCUACAACUUGUGUAUGUAAUCUACAGUUUAUGUAUGUAAUCUUCAGUUUGUGUAUGUAAUCUACAGUUUGUGUAUGUAAUUUACAGUUUGUGUAUAUAAUCUACAGUUUAUGUAUGUAAUCUACAGUUGUUUAUGUAAUCUACAACUAGUGUACGUAAUCUACAACUUGUGUAUAUAAUCUAAAGUUUGUGUAUGUAAUCUACAGAUUGUGUAUGUAAUCUACAGUUUGUCCAUGUAAUCUACAGUUUAUGUAUGUAAUCAACAGUUUGUGUAUGUAAUCUACAGUUUGUGUAUGUAAUCUACAGUUUGUGUAUGUAAUCUACAGUUUGUGUACGUAAUCUACAACUAGUGUACGUACUCUACAACUUGUGUAUGUAAUCUAGAGUUUGUGUAUGUAAUCUACAGUUUGUGUAUAUAAUCUACAGUUUGUGUAUGUAAUCUACACUUUGUGUACGUAAUCUACAACUUGUGUAUGUAAUCUACAGUUUAUGUAUGUAAUCUUCAGUUUGUGUAUGUAAUCUACAGUUUGUGUAUAUAAUCUAAAGUUUGUGUAUGUAAUCUACAGUUUGUGUAUGUAAUCUACAGUUUGUGUAUGUAAUCUACAGUUGUUUAUGUAAUCUACAACUAGUGUACUUAAUCUAAAACUUGUGUAUAUAAUCUAAAGUUUGUUUAUGUAAUCUACAGUUUGUGUAUGUAAUCUACAGUUUGUCUAUGUAAUCUACACUUUGUGUACGUAAUCUACAACUUGUGUAUGUAAUCUACAGUUUGUGUAUGUAAUCUACAGUUUGUGUACGUAAUCUACAACUUGUGUAUGUAAUCUACAGUUUAUGUAUGUAAUCUUCAGUUUGUGUAUGUAAUCUACAGUUUGUGUAUGUAAUUUACAGUUUGUGUAUAUAAUCUACAGUUUAUGUAUGUAAUCUACAGUUGUUUAUGUAAUCUACAACUAGUGUACGUAAUCUACAACUUGUGUAUAUAAUCUAAAGUUUGUGUAUGUAAUCUACAGAUUGUGUAUGUAAUCUACAGUUUGUCCAUGUAAUCUACAGUUUAUGUAUGUAAUCAACAGUUUGUGUAUGUAAUCUACAGUUUGUGUAUGUAAUCU
This is a messenger RNA of Mizuhopecten yessoensis (Yesso scallop), 2885 nucleotides long. RefSeq lists its product as uncharacterized. The transcript is spliced from 2 exons. The coding region runs from base 295 to 1107 and encodes 270 amino acids. The record is from RefSeq and is a predicted model, not a curated record. NCBI's taxonomy places the organism in Eukaryota, Metazoa, Mollusca, Bivalvia, Pectinida, Pectinidae.